AUGCCACAGUACUCAGACCUGGAGACCGCCAUCCACACGCUGGUGUCCAAGUUCCACUCGGCCUCCGCUGACAAGAGCCCCACCCUGAAGACGGAGGAGUUCAAGGGCCUCCUGUCCACACAGAUGCCCAACCUGGUCAAGGGCAUCGGCUCGGAGCAGGGCCUCUCUGAGAUCCUGAGGAAGAUGGGUGUGGGCUCCGGAGAGGGCAUCUCCUUCAGCCACUUCUGGAACCUCAUCCAGCAGCUGGCUUCAUCUCAGCACAGCAUCCUGAGUCAGGGAGCCGGCUCAAACUGCAGCUGUGCCCUGUUCUGA
This is a messenger RNA of Knipowitschia caucasica, 312 nucleotides long. The record is from the annotation of a GenBank genome assembly. Lineage: Eukaryota; Metazoa; Chordata; Actinopteri; Gobiiformes; Gobiidae.